Molecule: messenger RNA, 2719 nt
Organism: Daphnia magna
Lineage: Eukaryota; Metazoa; Arthropoda; Branchiopoda; Diplostraca; Daphniidae
Exons: 7
Coding region: 219-2498 (759 amino acids)
Source: RefSeq, a predicted model, not a curated record
AUUCAGUUGGCGUUUAUGUCUCCUUGACGUUUCUGGCAUAAGCCCCUGAUUAGACGCGUAACUUUCAAAAUCGUUAGCAAACUUUCUGAUUACAACUUAUUAUCUCAUUCUACUCUACAAAAAGAGCUCCGUUCUGCCAGCCGCUUGCAUAUUUCUGUAAUACUUUGCCUGAAGAAGUUGAAUUCAAAAAAAGAAUAACCUGGGUUUUACCAAAAGAGAUGGAGCAGCCCGAAACGGUUGUAGACAAAGAUGCCGAGAUUAGGAAAUUGCUAGAAGAGAGGCGUGAAGAAAGAAAACAGAAAUUGCUUGCAAGAUUAGGUCGUAACUUGAGUAAUCCUCCUAGUGUUUCAUCCUGGGAGGCACUUACUGGAACUCUGAAAAGCAAAAAGGCACCAACAAAUAUCAACUUAGUAAACCAAAAAGAAACUGUUUCAAUAAAAAAUGAAAAUGCUGCCAGACCAAAAAGUGUUUCAUCUUGGGAAGCACUGAAAGGAUCUUUAAGAAAUAAAACAACAAUGAAAGCUACACCGGUUCAACCAAAUGAAGCAAAUCUUGUCAAACUUCAUGCUAUUACUAAACCAGAGAAAGGUGUAUCAGUGAAACGAACACUGUCCUUUGCCCAAACUGCCACCAGUCUGAAAAGAACAAAUAUUGCCAACAAUGGGGCUACACUAAAACGGUCAACAUCCUUUAAAUCAAUUCCAACCUCAACCAAGAAGCCAGUUGCUCCUCAAGUUUCUCAGUCCACUCGAGUACAGAAACAGAAACUUACAGUUCCAAUUUCUCCAACUUUUAGUAACCGUACAAAGCAACCUCCGGAAGCCAUCAAGCCACAAUCGGUUACAGCUACUAAAUCGGUCAUGGUUUGCAAAAUGCCAGCGAAUAAAGUACCGAAACAAGUUUUGCACAUUGCUUCAUCUUCGCCAAAGACUGUGGACAAUACGGCACAUGUUGGCGCGGUAACUAAGCGCAAGUCUUCUUCUUGGAUGAUACCACUCACGCCAGAGCGGAAGGGUUCUCCUUCAAAGGCUGUCUCAAGCACCCAGCACACACCAAAUAUCAAGCCUUUCGUUCGAAAAUCAUUUAGCGAAGCACGGGCGGUGCCAAUUCGUUCAACACAGAUAAACCGUUCGGUUAGCACAGUUUCGAUGAACCGACCUCCAUCGACUUUCCCUCGCAAGAGCAUCGCUCCGAGUACCCUAGGAAAGGAAAGCAACAGACGUUCAAUUUGGAGCAUCUCCAAAGAACCCUCUGAAAAAGAAAAGGUACAGCAGUGGUUGGAAAAGAGAGGCAGGAGUGUUGCAAGUUGUCGUCACUUGGGAUGUUUAGGUCAUGAACUGAAAGACUUUAAAGUUCCAGAUCAAAAAUCGACUAACGUCAACAAAGGCAUUCGAAUCAACCGACCCACCGAUGAAAAAUCGCACGAGAACGAUGCAAACGAAUACGGUUCUCCGCUACUCAAGCGUAAGUCUUCUGUGAUCAAUACCACGUUCGAAAAGGAAACCGAUGAGGAACGAAUGCUGACACCACCUCCUCCACCAGAUUUUGAUAACAAUGCUGUAGAGGAUGAAGAACAAGUUCCACCUAAUUCCUCUGUUUUAAACGUUACCUUUGAGAAGGAAGAUGACAACCAGGAGGAACACGAUUUGCCGUCGGUGCCACAGGCCAUCGAAGCUGAUUCUGCCAUUCACCAACUUGAAGAAGCCGACAAAUUUCACACCCCAACGGUGGACAAUAAGCGAAAUUCCACUCUGGAUUUGACUGACUUGAAGGAAGGUCGCGUAGAAGCGCUGAUGGAAACCAUUUCGGCUUUAUUCCAAGAGCCUGUCUAUCCUGAAGUGAAAAUCGAAAGUUGGCUAAACCAAUCGGAGGCAGCUUUUCCAGCAGUCAAGACAACCGCACUGUACUGGGAUAUCAAAGCCCGCCUGGAAGAACGACGCGGAAACACUAUGGAGGCCCUUGACAUCUACAGCCAAGCGCUUGAAAGCAAAACCGAGUCCUUGGAUACGAUGAAACAAUUUUUCGACAACUUUUUAUUGCGUAUCGGAUCAAAUAUGCCCACUGGUCAGCGGACGCCACUACUUAAAAGCUUGGGAUUAGAGACUCCCAUGAUACGCCAAAGCCGACGACUUACGGUCCGGCGUCCCCUGUUGGAUUCAGCUCAAGCGUUCAACUCAACCACCGUCAAGUAUGAACUCAAAUUGAAGCAAGUCUUUGAUACCGUCGAUCAACAAUUGCAAGAAAACAACUCGCCCACGCGGAAAAAGAAAGCCAUGAAGACGCCUAUGAAAUUUAAUGCUACUUGUAACACGAUCUCCGUAGCUAGUGAAGGCCCGUUUCAGUUGCUUGCAACCCCAGUGAGGCGUUCCAUGAGACCAAAAUCACAGCGCUCGAUGGUUACACUAGACGAGAAAACCUUCUAUGUGACCGACCUAGAUCAGCUUUCGCCAACCACGAAAGCCAAGGCUGUGCUGAGGGAAAAUAAAGCCUUGGCUUAAGAUCUCUGAUAAUUGGCCAGUAGCCCGCAGUCAAAGCGUAAAAUCUUCCAGUUCUAUCCCAACUUUGCCCCUUUUUUUUUUGUUGUUUUUCUUUUCUUUUUUUCACAGGUCCCAAUUUCGUUGUUUUUUACCGCAUUUCUUUUCUUUCGAUGUAGUUGUCGAGAAUAAUGAUUUUUUUUCCAGCCUCGUUCAUUCUUCAUAAAAGAUCGAUUGCAAAUUCA